This is a messenger RNA of Penicillium odoratum, 663 nucleotides long. RefSeq lists its product as uncharacterized. Bases 1 to 663 code for a protein of 220 amino acids. The transcript has a single exon. NCBI's taxonomy places the organism in Eukaryota, Fungi, Ascomycota, Eurotiomycetes, Eurotiales, Aspergillaceae. The record is from RefSeq and is a predicted model, not a curated record.
AUGCCAAUCACGAAGCGCCGCCGCGUCUUAUUCCUGGCCCUGGGUGUCAAAAUAGAGUACACCGAUAUGUACGACGACCUCAUAUGCAAGAUCAAACAAAAGACCAUCCUCCAAGAGACCAACAUCGCCCUUAUGGCCAUCGAAGACCUCGAAAGCCCCCUCCAUGCGGUCUUCGUGAAUAGCGAGGUCCUGACUCAGACAUGCUACAUACCCACCUGGAAUGCCGUGAUAAAUUACGUCCAGAAAGGAGGAACAGCCAUCUGCAUCGGUGAUUUCAGCAAUACGAAAGAAUGUCUCGAGAGUAGACCGGUGAGGAAUCCCUUCUCGGCAGCUGGACUGCUUUGGAAAUUCGAUGAGAAGCAUCACGCUACUGUCUAUCUCAACAGGGAGUAUAUCCCAUUAUCUGAAAGUCGAGUGGAAGCUCUACCUCAAUCGUAUGAUACCCAUGCUGUGUUUCUGAGGAAUGUCGAUACUAAGGACGCAUGGUAUCGUCCCACUGAGGUGGAUAUCACCAAUCUUGAUGUUGUUGAAGCGGGACAUGUAAACCCUUUCUCAUUUUCGGUUGCGAUGACAGAGGUCGGGGAUGGGAAGCUUGGUUAUGUGGGUGACAUUGGUCCUGGGACACCGAUUUCAGUGAUCAUGGCCAUGACUGGGUUGGACUAA